Molecule: messenger RNA, 231 nt
Organism: Trichomonas vaginalis G3
Lineage: Eukaryota; Parabasalia; Trichomonadida; Trichomonadidae
Product: protein of unknown function (DUF4217) family
Exons: 1
Coding region: 1-231 (76 amino acids)
Source: RefSeq, a predicted model, not a curated record
AUGAGCAGUGAUCGACUUCAAAGUCUUGCAAAAGAGGCAUUUUCAGCAUAUUUAACUUUUUACCAUCAAAACUCAAUGAAAAAUGUUUUCAAUCCAAAUAACAUCAAUACAGAAGAACUUGCGCAGUCUUUUGGAUUAAUGGAAGGAACAAAGAUAUCUUUUGUUGUAAGAUCAGGAAAAACUGCUGACGGACAAUGGAUCAAGAAAGAGAAGAAGAAGAAAGGAAAAUAA